AUUCGGGAGGGUCAUCAGACAGCCAGAUUCUUUCACACCAGCGAGGUGUUAUUGUGCAGAAGGACAAACGUGUGUGAAGUUAUGUGACUCCAGAACAAAGGACAGAAGAGCAGGACGAAUUUAACACGUUCCACAAGAGAAGAACAACAGAAGGAUGAAAGAGGGGCGCCCCCCUUCAUCCAGACAUCCCUCCUGGAGCUGACAACUAAUGAGAAAAGUUCUUCUUCUGCCUGAAUGGACUUUUAUUGUAAUUUCCCUACAACAUCUGAUUGUUUCCAAUAGGACUGGAUUGAGGAAAUGAGACUUUGAGUGAGGAACUCUAACAUCUUCUUAGAACGAGAGGACUGUCAAACCCGUUACAGGAGAGACAGAAGAGCACAUAAAAAGAAAGCAGAGAUGCUGCGCUACCUGAUAAAGACGCUUCUACAGAUGAAUCUGUUCACCGAUACCAUCCGGGAUGCCACCAACGGAACCGAUCUGUUCUUCAACAUCUCCUCUAUCCCAUCAUUCAACUCGUCUCUGCUGGACUGGGCUAACUUCACUGGUCUCAAUGGAUCUCGACCGAGGCUGGAGGAUGCCGCACCACGGAUUGUUGAACACCCCUCAGACCUCAUUGUUUCCAAAGGCGAGCCCGCCACUUUGAACUGUAAGGCCGAAGGUCGGCCGACCCCUGUGGUGGAGUGGUACAAAGAUGGUGAGCGAGUCGAAACGGACCGUGAGGAUCCACGCUCCCACCGCAUGCUCCUACCCAGUGGUUCCCUUUUCUUUCUCCGGAUCGUUCAUGGAAGGCGAAGCAAGCCGGACGAAGGGGUGUACGUGUGUGUAGCAAGAAAUUACUUGGGCGAGGCCGUCAGCCGUAAUGCCUCUUUGGAGGUCGCAAUUCUCCGGGAUGAUUUCCGACAGACCCCCAGUGACGUGGUGGUGGCAGCAGGGGAGCCGGCAGUGAUGGAGUGCAUCCCUCCACGAGGACACCCAGAACCCACUAUCUCCUGGAAGAGGAACAACGUGAAAGUGAACGACAAGGACGAGAGGAUAACGAUCCGUGGUGGGAAGCUGAUGAUCUCAAACACAAGGAAGAGCGAUGCAGGAAUGUAUGUGUGUGUCGGCACUAAUAUGGUUGGAGAGAAGGACAGUGACCCUGCUGAGCUUGUAGUUUUUGAGCGGCCCAUGUUUGUACGCAGACCUGUGAAUCAGGUGGUCCUUGCCGAUGACACAGUGGAUUUUCAGUGUGAGGUUCAAGGAGACCCCACUCCUACCAUACGCUGGAGGAAAGAGGAAGGAGAACUGCCUCGGGGAAGGUUUGAGAUCCGUGCCGACAACAGUCUACGUCUUACUCAGGUAAAAGCUGAAGAUGAGGGCUCGUACACCUGUUUAUCGGAGAACAGCGUGGGCAAAGCCGAAGCAUCCGGAACACUUCAGGUCCACGUGGGCCCAUCUCGUAAGUACCAUUCCAUUUCAUUUCUCUGCAUGUGUGUGGUUGUGCGUCAGGUUUUGGAGGUUGUAAUUGCUUGUGACAGGGUUAAGACCCUGUGCUGGCCAUACAUUUGUGCCAAAGUCUUCCGCAUAAAAGGAUGAUUCAAAAAUACGACAAUUUUUAUUUAUUCACCCUCGUGUCAUGUUGUGUCCUUCUUCUGCAAAUCACAAAAGAAGGCAUUUUGAAGAAACUGUUUCUGUCCAUUCAAUGAAAAUCAGUGUGGUCCAAAACAACACUGAAACGUAUUUACUUUCAUUGUAUGGAAAAAAUUAAAUCUGUUGUAGUUUGCAGAAUUAAGAACUUUAUACAGGUUUGGAAUAAUUACGGAAUUCUGUUUUGGUUGAAAUAUCCCUCUACAUACAAAAGUAAUGAGUUUCUAUUCUAGUGCAGCUCAUUAACUUUGAGCAGUGAUACUGGUUUUCUGUUAAAAAUGGCAUCGAAAAUGCAGUCUUUUGACUGCUGUGGAUGUUCUUUACUGAGGAGAGUUACAAAAGGUCAUUAUCUAGCGCAGUGCAGGAGUGACCUCAGUCCUUUCACUCCAGACAGUGAGAAAAGCAUGAUCAGAUUACAGACACUGAAUAAGAGGUCCUCUGCUCCGAAGCUUUGAACAUUACCACUGUAGUACCCAUAAUGCAUUAGUGGAUGUAAGAUCUAGAAGAUCUGAGGGAUCUGGAACUGAUUUUUUCCACAAUGGUUUUGUGCUGUGUGGGCCAGUCAGUUAGCUAGAACAACUCCAUAUUGUCAGAAGAAACCUCUUGUGUUUGGCUUUGAAGCCCUGCACUAAGCCCACAAUCGUUUUACCCUUAAAAGUGUUCAUAAAUAGCAUAAAAUGAACACUCUCACUUUGGGCUUUUUUAGAAAUUGAAUUGUAUGCCCCUUGCUUUGUUUUUCUUGCGAGAGCUGUAUUUAACUCAAGGCACAAUGAGGAGUACAGAUAUGUUAUUUCUGUCAAGGAAAAACACUGCUUUUUCACAAGGGGGAACAACUGAUGCUGACAGGGCACUUCAGUGUUAGCCAGACAGACAGACAGAAUGAAAGAAAGGCAAGCAACGGGUAAAAGGAAACCGUUCCCUGCAGGGUGGAAGUUGUCAUACAGCCCGGCUUGGGUCUUUGGUGCUUUUCUUUUUUCUUUUGUUAGUUGUGUCUUGUAUGAAUUACUAAAUGGAAGUGUUUUUUUUUUUGUUGUUUUUUGUUUUUUAAGCCUGACAUAAAAUAUACAAAACCUAGUGAGCUGCCCACCUAUACACAACGUUUUUAAGCAAAGAAAUCCAUGUCAAAGCUGUUAAAAACAGUACCUUAAAACCCAUCUCUUGCAUCUUUAUUUGGCCCUCUAACUUUAGCACUCACUAUUCUUAUUCUACGUUUAAGCUAACAGAGACUUGUUAUAGCACUUAUAUAUCACUGAU
Molecule: messenger RNA, 2880 nt
Organism: Carassius auratus (goldfish)
Lineage: Eukaryota; Metazoa; Chordata; Actinopteri; Cypriniformes; Cyprinidae
Product: roundabout homolog 2-like
Exons: 7
Coding region: 397-1575 (392 amino acids)
Biological process (GO): axon guidance; homophilic cell-cell adhesion; axon midline choice point recognition
Cellular component (GO): plasma membrane; axon
Molecular function (GO): cell-cell adhesion mediator activity; axon guidance receptor activity
Source: RefSeq, a predicted model, not a curated record